Peniophora sp. CBMAI 1063 is the source of this 312-nucleotide messenger RNA. NCBI's taxonomy places the organism in Eukaryota, Fungi, Basidiomycota, Agaricomycetes, Russulales, Peniophoraceae. The record is from the annotation of a GenBank genome assembly.
AUGCAUAUACACCCCGACGAGAUCGAUGUCACCGGUAGUCAUGGGCACCGCUGGUCUCUAAGAGCGUGUACCAGAAAUCAACCACAACUUGGCUGCCCAUCAUGCUUUGACGAACAGAGCCGCAGUGGUGCCAACAGUCCAUCGGUCAUACUCCCCCGGUCAUCGAGCGAAGAUUCGGGCGCAGGGGGACCAUACCAUUUUCCUGAAACGAUACAAUGCGCGCGGCUCCUCAAUUGCGACCCUACGUCGGAUGCCGACGACUGGCAAGGCAAAUGGAGGAUAAGGAGCACGUGGGGCCCACAGUCGUCUUAG